AUGCCCAUCGGACACUCAGCCUCUCCCCACACGCCCCGGGCAUUUAACCCUGUGACGGACCAGACCUGCACUUCAAAGAGGAAAAGCAGCGUGGGUCCAGAGAAGCAGUGUGAGCUGACCUGCAGACCGUCCGGGUACCGCUUCUACGUGCGCCAGGCUGAGAGAGUCCGUGAUGGGACGUCCUGCUUCAACUCCAGCGCUAACGACGUGUGCGUGGAGGGCCAGUGUUUGUCUGAGGGAUGUGAUGGAAUCCUGGGCUCUGGAUCUGUGAUUGACAAGUGCGGCGUUUGCGGCGGGAAGGACGCAUCUUGUCGCAAAGUCACCGGCAGCUUCCAGAAUGCCACCGUUCCCCUCGGUUACCACAAACUCCUGGACAUUCCAUCAGGAGCCACUUUUAUCAACAUCACAGAGAAACGCGCAAGCCCCAACUAUCUGGCCAUGCGCAGUGGUACAGGUGCUUCCGUGGUGAAUGGGCGAUGGGCUGUGGACCCUCCAGGAGAGUACAAAGCAGGGGGCACCACCUUCACCUACACCCGACCCAAAGCUCAAGCUGAGGGGGAAGAAGAGCGAGGAGAGACCCUGACGGCACCCGGACCUACCACCACACAGCUGCAGCUUUAUAUCAUUUUCCACCAGAAGAACCCGGGCAUCGACUAUGAGUUUUAUGUCCCUGUUGAGAAGCCGGCAGAGCGUGUGGUGGAGAGAGCAAGAGAUCCACCCCGAGAACCAGCAGCACGGGCCCCUCUGCGCAGUCCUUUCACGGUGUCAGUUGAGGACCCAGCGCCUGCAGCUCCUCCGGUCUCCAGCUCUGUCUUCAGUGCUCCUUCUGCAGAGAGGUGGUCCCCAGAUAGGUCCCAGGCGGCCCGGGGGUCUGCCCCCAACAGGAACGUGCGCAUCCCCCCUCGCACCGACCUGCCCCUGGACACUCAGUCACCGUUCGUAUGGAGGAGAGGAGCGCUGAGCGAGUGCACUGCUUCCUGUGGAAAAGGAACUCAAUACAGAGAGAUUCUGUGCAUAAACCGCCACUCGGACCAGGAAGUGCCAGAGAGGAAGUGUGACUCAGCCACCAAACCCUCACCGGAGGAGGAGCCCUGCAACACUCACCCAUGUCCUCCUUUCUGGGAGACCAGUACAUGGUCCGAGUGCAGUGUGUCGUGUGGUCCUGGGCUGCAGCAGCGACAGCUCCAGUGCAGACAGAGUUUUGGGGAUCGUCACACCAUGGUCCUCCCCCAGCGCUGUGCAGGCCUUCCCCCGCCACACUCCACUCAGCCCUGUCAGCUCCGCUUGUGCUCCCACUGGGAGGUCAGCUCUGACUGGAGCUCGUGCUCGGUGGACUGUGGCGUGGGCAGCAGGUCCAGGAGUGUGCGAUGUGUCAGUGAAGAGGGCGGAGAGGUCAACGAUAAAGAGUGUAACACCAGACUGAAGCCUCUGGGCAGCGAGGAGUGCAACAUGGGCCCCUGUGUCACCAACUGGUACUUCAGCGACUGGUCCCAAACUUGCUCUGCGCAGUGUGGUCCCGGGGUGCAGCGGAGGGAGGUGGUGUGUCUGACCCACGGUAAAGAAGAAGGGGGAGAAGAGAACUGUGUGGCAGAGCGACCCGCCGAAAUGAAAGCCUGUAACGGAGGCCCCUGUGCAGCCGUCACCAUGUGGUACAGCAGCCCCUGGACUCCGUGCAAUGUGAGAUGUGGGAGCGGCACACAGCGGCGGGACAUCAUCUGUGUGCAGAGGGCGGGCGCUGACUUCAGCGUGGUGCAGCCCGAGGACUGUUCUCAUCUGGAGAAACCCUCUCCUGUGCAGGAGUGUGACCAGGGAGAGUGUCUGCCCCAGUGGCUCACCACAGAGUGGAGUGCGUGCUCUCGCUCCUGUGGAAAAGGCGUGCAGAUGAGGGAGGUGCGGUGUCUCACGGCUGAUAAAAAGCACAGUGUGGAUUGUGACGCUGCCUCCAAACCCGAUCAAGAGCAGUUCUGCAACACCAUCCCCUGCAGCCCACAAGUCACAGAUGAGAACUGUAAGGACAGACGUCACAACUGCGUGAUGGUGGUCCAGGCCAGACUCUGCGUUUACUCCUACUACAAAACCGCCUGCUGCGCCUCAUGCACCCAGAGCGCUCAGCGGGCGAAGAGACACUGA
Messenger RNA from Knipowitschia caucasica, 2130 nucleotides. The record is from the annotation of a GenBank genome assembly. Lineage: Eukaryota; Metazoa; Chordata; Actinopteri; Gobiiformes; Gobiidae.